This is a messenger RNA of Cylas formicarius (sweet potato weevil), 1093 nucleotides long. RefSeq names its product CAAX prenyl protease 2 (gene Sras). Gene Ontology annotation, biological process: CAAX-box protein processing. The transcript is spliced from 5 exons. Lineage: Eukaryota; Metazoa; Arthropoda; Insecta; Coleoptera; Brentidae. Gene Ontology annotation, cellular component: endoplasmic reticulum membrane. Gene Ontology annotation, molecular function: metalloendopeptidase activity. The record is from RefSeq and is a predicted model, not a curated record. The coding region runs from base 20 to 937 and encodes 305 amino acids.
UGAUCGGUGGAAUGGACUCAUGGAGCACGGGCUGAACGCGAUUUUCGGGUGCGUCGUGUCUGUCGGACUAUGUCUGCUUCUAUCGGUCGUUUAUUUGGCCAGCCUCCAUGUAUGGAACAGCCCUUUCAGCAGGGACCACCCUACAACGAUUAAGAAGAGAUUCGUCAGUGUAUUUUUCAUGCUGUUUGUGGCGCCAUGUUUUUUAUACAUUGGACUCGAUAAAAACACUCUCCAAAAGGUUUCAUUUUUAGAAGUACUCGGCGUGAAAAGCAAAGGAUUAUGGCAGGCCCUUAUCGUUCCUUUGUUGUUAACAGUGGUCCUGUUUUUGGGGCCCAUAUCGAUGGAGGUAUCAAACAGCCUGGGCAAAUUGUACGCGGGAAAGAGUAGGCGUAUGAAAAUGUCCAUUUCGACAGACGACGGUCCUGUUUCAGGAGAAGGGGCGUGGCACGCGAACUUUACAAACUUAAUAUGGAUCCGGAACCACCUAGUGGCCCCGUUUUCUGAAGAAUUCACGUACAGAAGUUGUAUGCUGCCCCUGCUGCUUCAGUGUUUUCCCGCGACGACCGCCAUCGCGGUAAAUCCUCUGUUGUUCGGGAUAGCUCACUUCCAUCAUGUGCAGGAGCGGGUCCGGUUCGGGAUGGACCUCAACACGGCUCUGAAAAUAUCAUGUUUUCAGUUCGUUUAUACGACGAUUUUCGGCGCAUACUCGGCCUACUUGUUGUACCGCACCGGUCAUUUUGCGUCGAUUUUCGUCGUCCACGCAUUCUGUAAUCACAUGGGCUUUCCAGACGUGCUGGAAGUCGCCACGUAUCCACGCACUAAAAAGGUCAUCGUGUCCGCGCUUUUUGUUUCGGGUUUUGCGGUGUGGUACCUGUUGCUGGAACCGUUGACUACGCCGGAUCUGUAUUCCAAUCGGGACGCUUGGUACCACGACUGACUUCGGCGGCGGUCCACUUAUAAUUCGUCCGGUUAUUUCGGCAGUUUUUACACUUUAAUUGUUUUCUUAUUAUUUUUAAUAUUCCGUGAGCUUUCCAUUUUUUUACUAGGAAAUAAAUGUCGAGCGAUAAAGACUGAACCUGUAAAUACUGUUAAA